ACGGAUCCAUUCAAAUGUUGAAGCUUAGUGAGCUCAGAACAUACGAUACCUAGAGAAAUAUUCAAGGAUCGAACACCUUCGUAUGAAAUUCAUGAGAAGAGAAUAAGGGCAGUAUUAUAAGAGAUUCUAGGAACUGUGAGGUCAGGGGUUUCAAAGCCAAAAUGAAAACCCUCACCCCUCGUCUAAGCUCUAUAUCGAGCAAAUGUAGCCUCAUCCAACGGACCCAUCACGUGCAGCAAAUACCCCUGGCAGCAGCAACACUCUCACCACACAUCACCGCGGGCACCAGUAGUAGCAAUGGAACCAACAGACCCUUCUCAGUCCUCAACCGCCCGCCGCCAAACUACCCAGGCCACGUACCCCUCACACGGCUCGAGCGCGCCGCCCUCGCCGUCGGGUCCGGCAUCGUAUCCUUCUUCGACCCAUACCGGCACGACAUGAUCGCCGCGCUCGGCGAAGCCACCGCCUCGCCAUACUUCAUCCAGCGCCUGCACCGGGCCAUGCUGUCCUCCGCAACCGGGCGCCGGAUCCUGCGGGACCGGCCGCGCAUAACCUCUUCGUCGCUCAACCUGCCCCGCCUGCGCGCGUUGGCGCCGAACACGGUGGGCGGCACGUACGUGGCGUGGCUGGACCGCGAGGGCGUGUCGCCGGACACGCGGGACGCGGUGCGGUACGUCGACGACGCGGAGUGCGCGUACGUGAUGCAGCGGUACCGCGAGUCGCACGACUUCUACCACGCGCUGACGGGGCUGCCCAUCGUGCGCGAAGGCGAGGUCGCGCUCAAGGCCUUCGAGUUCGCGAACACGGUCUUGCCGAUGACAGGGCUGUCUUUGCUCGCUAUCGCGACCUUGAAGCCGGCUGAGCGCGCGCGCUUCUGGAGCAUCUACGGGCCCUGGGCGGUGAGGAAUGGGUUGAGGUGCGAUGAGGUGAUUAAUGUGUACUGGGAGGAGGAGAUGGAGACGGAUGUGGAUGAGCUGAGGACCAGGUUGGGCAUUGAGAGACCGCCGGACCUGAGGGAUAUUAGGAAGAGGGAGAGGGCGGAGAAGAAGAGGUUGAAGGAGGCGGCGUAGGCGCAGGCUGUUGCUAGUUAGGGGGUUUUUGACUAUGGAACCUCAGAUGAAAUAUGGAUAUGACGGAUGAAGCAAAAAU
This is a messenger RNA of Annulohypoxylon truncatum, 1149 nucleotides long. Its product is annotated as Coq4-domain-containing protein. The transcript has a single exon. Bases 162 to 1070 code for a protein of 302 amino acids. The record is from RefSeq and is a predicted model, not a curated record. Gene Ontology annotation, biological process: ubiquinone biosynthetic process. NCBI's taxonomy places the organism in Eukaryota, Fungi, Ascomycota, Sordariomycetes, Xylariales, Hypoxylaceae. Gene Ontology annotation, cellular component: mitochondrion; mitochondrial inner membrane.